AUGCUCAAUGGGGCUCGCAAUGUGAUCAUCCAGAAUGUCCACAUUACUGAGCUCAACCCUCAGUACAUCUGGGGUGGAUGCAAUUCCCUAGAUGGAACCAACAAUGUCUGGAUUGACCAUGUCAAGCUACUGGCACGUGUAACAUCUACUGGUCCAACAACACCGGCCACGCAUUUGACGUGGGAAAAGGCACAAACGCUCUCAUCGAGGGCAAGCAACGUCUGCGACGGCGUUGACAUUCCAUUGCAGGACGGCAGCGCCGGCGCCGCAUUCGCCAUUGACUCCAGCGACCAGUCCGGCUGCAACACUGUCAUGGGUCGGGUCUGUGUGGCCAAAACCCUCGUCAACUCGGGCGAGUUGGCUGCGGCUGACGAAAGGUUCUCUCCAGCUGGCUAG
Aspergillus fischeri NRRL 181 is the source of this 396-nucleotide messenger RNA. RefSeq lists its product as uncharacterized. Bases 1 to 396 code for a protein of 131 amino acids. NCBI's taxonomy places the organism in Eukaryota, Fungi, Ascomycota, Eurotiomycetes, Eurotiales, Aspergillaceae. The transcript has 2 exons. The record is from RefSeq and is a predicted model, not a curated record.